Molecule: messenger RNA, 678 nt
Organism: Cooperia oncophora
Lineage: Eukaryota; Metazoa; Nematoda; Chromadorea; Rhabditida; Trichostrongylidae
Source: the annotation of a GenBank genome assembly
AUGCGAUAUGGAAAGACAUUCAAGUCACUUCAGAUCUCUUUGCGAAAACUGAUCGCUAACAUGAGAAGAUGUCUUGUACAGGAUCCGUUCCAGAUUGACGAUCUCUCCGUGGAUACGCCCUCCUGUGCUCCUCGGCGAGUGACAUCGCUAACGAAUACCCGCCGAAAGGUUACCGUAUCCGGAUGGCACAGAUUUCAGCUGCUAACUAAGGCAGUUUACAAAGAUGUCCACCUCAGAAUAUCUUCCAACAAGGCGGAAUCGAUGUUCAUUGCGCCAUGGAGAUGCCGUUCCAUCAUAAUAGACAACGUAAGGUCCUGUCCUGCUAUGGUGUUAGGACCUACCCAUGGUGUGGUGAUUCUACGAGAGGGCUUACCUGAAGAAAUGGAAGCAGCCAAUCUUCGAGCUACCCGAUACAGUUCAAGCAGGCACGUCAUUAAUCUCGACGAUUCCGACGUAUCAACGCUGGCUGCAAGUGACUUCUACAUUCAACCAGUUCCGAUAGUGAACAACGACAAUGACGUGAAGGACCUUCUACAGAAGCUCCCACCAUUCUAUCGCGUCCAAUGGGAAAGCAGAGUCACAGAAUCUAAGACAACUUUGUCUGAAAGCACUUCAGGGCUGCCACUGAAGAAAAGCGAUCUGAUAUAUCUACGAGGGAAAAUUGUCAGCGAAAGAUGA